Calliphora vicina (urban bluebottle blowfly) is the source of this 1239-nucleotide messenger RNA. RefSeq lists its product as uncharacterized. The coding region runs from base 1 to 1239 and encodes 412 amino acids. The transcript has a single exon. Gene Ontology annotation, molecular function: catalytic activity. NCBI's taxonomy places the organism in Eukaryota, Metazoa, Arthropoda, Insecta, Diptera, Calliphoridae. The record is from RefSeq and is a predicted model, not a curated record.
AUGCGCCAACACAACAUCGUGGUCGCUGCGGUCCAGGAGACAAAACUUACGAGUAAUUCCAGUCUGCAAAGUUCCAACGAAUACAACGUUCUCCGAAAAGACCGCACCAGAGGCAACGGUGGAGGCAUCGCAUUUAUUAUACACAACACCGUGCAGUAUAGAGCUCUUUCUCUCGAUCUGAAUUCUAGAGACCAAUAUCUUGAAGUUCAGGGUAUUGCGGUCAGAUCGGGAGAUUCGGAGUUGGAGCUCUAUAAUGUCUACAUUCCGCCAGUAGCCAGUUGUCCAACAGGCUACCAUCCCGACAUUAGGACCUUACUAGAUGGUGAUAUUCGUCUGGUCCUAUGGGAUUUUAACGCUCACCAUCAGCUCUGGCACUCAAGUCUUGGGGAAGACCAGAGAGGAGCGUCGCUGGCGGAACAGAUUGACGAAUCCACCUUCCGCACACUAAAUGAUGAUGCCCCCACACGGGUUAUGGGUAAUUGCGCAAGUUCGCCAGAUAUCACCAUAGCGAUUCCUGGUCUGAUUAACUGCACAACCUGGCGUGCAGUUAUUUCUCUAGGAUCAGACCAUUUACCCAUAAUCGUUUGUCUGGAUAGACCCAACGAUUUCAUCGUCUCUGAACGCCGAACUUACAUCAACCAAAAGAAAGCAGACUGGCACGGCUUCAGAGAAUUUACCAACCGCAUCUUCAAUGGUUUACCGAUUCCCUCCAACGUACACAAAGCAGAGAGGAAGUUUCGCGAAACCAUCGCCGCAGCAGCCGCUCGCUUUAUUCCAGCUGGAAGAAUAUCCGUAGUGCGAACAGAAGCAGCGGGACUCGCAGAUGAGCGUGAUGACAUCCGAAGUACCAACCCUGACGACCCUAGGAUCGCCCAGCUGAACCGCGAUAUCAGCAGGUUGGUAAAUGAGGACAAGCGAAACAAAUGGUUGGAUCAUUUGAAGAACUGCAACUUAAGUUCUGUAGUUGGCAAGUUGUGGUCCACAGUUCGGUCUCUCUCCAAUCCGACUAAAAAGGAUGAUAGGGUCUCGAUUAAGUUUGCAGAUACCACCAUAUCCGACGCUAAACGGUGCGCGCGCGCUUUUUGCCGACAAUUCAUUGAGCACCCCGAGAGAGACAAGGCGAAAAGAAGUAUUGUCCGCAAACUACACGAUCUUCCAGUCUCGGACACACAACAGCUUUACACGCUCCAACUGAAGUUGCAGAAGCCAUCAACACAGCUAAGCCUUCAAAGGCAAUAG